ACAAAAAAUUAUCUGCCUCCGCCAGUGGCUUGGCUUCCAUAUCGCUCGUUGACACUAUCUAGUGUCUUGUUCCAGUCACUAGUGUCCGAGCUCUCGAAUGGUGUGGAAUUUAAAUUAAAUUGCUAGAAGUUAAACGUAGAAAAUGUCUGCCAGCAAGUGGGAAACUGACGAGGAGAUUCAGUUCUUUCGGGAGUAUCUGCGCAUUCCCAGUGUUCAUCCGAAUCCAAACUACGAACCAUGCUUGGAGUUUCUCAAGCGUCAGGCCAAGCAGUUGGAGCUACCGAUCAGGGUGUACUAUCCAGUGAAUGAGCAGAACCCCGUGGUAGUCCUCACCUGGCAAGGUCUACAGCCGGAGCUGCCCAGUGUGCUGCUUAACUCUCAUAUGGAUGUGGUGCCCGUGUUCCCUGAGAACUGGACUCAUCCUCCGUUUGGUGCGGAUAUCGAUCAGGAGGGUCGCAUCUUUGCACGCGGCACACAGGACAUGAAGUGCGUGGGGAUGCAGUAUCUGGCAGCCAUUCGGGCUCUCAAGAGGAGUGGCGCGACGUUCAAGCGAACCAUUCACAUCUCCUUUGUCGCAGAUGAGGAAAUGGGAGGCAAGCUGGGAAUGCGUCCGUUCGUGCACACAGAUGAUUUCCGUGCCCUGAAUGUGGGCUUUGGACUGGAUGAGGGUCUGGCAUCGCCCACCGCAGAGUAUCCUGUCUUCUAUGCGGAGCGCAGUGUUUGGCGUGUCUACUUCCACAUCAGUGGCACCUCAGGCCACGGAUCCCUGCUGCUGCCCAACACAGCGGGUGAAAAGUUGAACUACAUUGUCGGGAAGAUGAUGGCGUAUCGCAAGGUGCAGGUCCAGCGACUGGAGAACAAUCCCGAGCUCUGCAUUGGCGAUGUGACGACCAUAAACCUGACCAAAGUGGAGGGCGGAGUGCAGAGCAAUGUGGUGCCACCGCUGCUGAUGGUCUGCUUCGACUGUCGUCUGGCUUUAGACGUGGAUCACGAGGAGUUUGAGGCGACUCUUCAAAAAUGGUGUGCCGAGGCUGGUGGCGGCAUUGAGCUGACCUACGAGCAGAAGCAGCCUCGAGUGCUGCCCACACCCAUCGAUCAGAGCAAUCGCUUUUGGGUGGCAUUCAAAGGUGCCACGGACAAUCUAGGACUUUCCAUCAAGCCGCAAAUCUUCACUGGCGGCACCGACUCGAGAUAUCUGCGCCAGGUGGGCAUCCCGGCAUUGGGUUUCUCACCGAUGAACAAUACACCCGUUCUCCUGCACGAUCACGACGAAUUCCUGCGAGCGGACACCUACUUGAGGGGUGUGCAAAUUUACCAGAAGAUCAUCAGCAAUGUAGCGAAUGUGGAGUGUGAUUGUGUAUAGACUAGUGGCUGGAUAAUAAAAGUAUUGUAACCUCA
Drosophila guanche is the source of this 1398-nucleotide messenger RNA. RefSeq names its product aminoacylase-1. Gene Ontology annotation, biological process: amino acid metabolic process. Gene Ontology annotation, molecular function: aminoacylase activity. NCBI's taxonomy places the organism in Eukaryota, Metazoa, Arthropoda, Insecta, Diptera, Drosophilidae. The record is from RefSeq and is a predicted model, not a curated record. Gene Ontology annotation, cellular component: cytoplasm. The transcript has 6 exons. Bases 143 to 1363 code for a protein of 406 amino acids.